Molecule: messenger RNA, 1701 nt
Organism: Callithrix jacchus (white-tufted-ear marmoset)
Lineage: Eukaryota; Metazoa; Chordata; Mammalia; Primates; Cebidae
Gene: ACD
Product: ACD shelterin complex subunit and telomerase recruitment factor
Biological process (GO): negative regulation of telomere maintenance via telomerase; telomere capping; telomere maintenance via telomerase
Cellular component (GO): chromosome, telomeric region; telomerase holoenzyme complex; shelterin complex
Molecular function (GO): telomeric repeat DNA binding
Source: RefSeq, a predicted model, not a curated record
CGCCCCGCCCUCCCAUCCUGAGCGUGACGUCAAGGGGGCAGCGACGCAGAGUGGAACGCGGAGUCCACGUUUCCUAGGAAACGGAGCCGGGGGUGGAGAGGAGCCUUCCUCCGCUCUUGCGUCAUCACGCUGAGGCGCUUCCUCUUCCGACGAGAGGCGGGGCUCGAGCGCCCGCGGGAAACCCGGGCCCGCUGCCUCCGCUAGGUGCAGCUGUGGGAAUGGCAGGUUCGGGGAGGCUGGUCUUACGGCCCUGGAUUCGAAAGCUGAUUCUAGGGUCAGAGACACUCUCCAGUCCACGAGCCGGGCAGCUGCUCGAGGUACUAAAGGAGGCGGAGGCAGCUGCCGCGGGCCCAUCCCACGCUCCUGAUGGAUCCGACGUCGGGGCCACGCUGCUUGUGUCUGACGGAACCCACAGUGUCCGAUGCCUGGUGACACGGGAGGCCCUGGACACCUCGGACUGGGAGGAGAAGGAGUUCGGCUUCCGCGGGACAGAGGGGCGGCUGCUGCUGCUGCAGGACUGCGGGGUCCGUGUCCAGGUCGCUGAGGGUAGCGCGACCGCAGAGUUCUAUCUCCAGGUGGACCGCUUCAGCCUGCUGCCCACGGAGCAGCCCCGGCUACGGGUUCCUGGUUGCAACCAAGACUUAGAUGUUCAGAAAAAGCUCUAUGACUACCUUGAGGAGCACCUUUCGGAGUCCACCUCGUCCAAUACAGGCCUAUCACUGUCCCAGCUUCUGGAUGAAAUGAGGGAGGACCAGGAGCAUCAGGGGGCGCUCGUGUGCCUGGCUGAGAGUUGCCUAAAGCUGGAGGGCCCUUGCACAGCACCCGCUCUCACCCACUGGGCUGCCUCACGCUGCAGGGCCACGGGAGAAGCUGUGUACACUGUCCCAAGCUCACUGCUGUGCAUCUCUGAGAAUGACCAGCUAAUUCUGAGCUCUCUAGGACCGUGUCAGAGGACACAGGGCCCCGAGCUGACCCCAACAGACCCGGCUCUGCAGGACCUAUCCCUGACCCUCAUCUCCUCUCCACCUUCCUCACCCAGUUCCUCAGGAACCCCAGCCUUACCCGGCCACAUGUCAUCCCAGGAAAGUGGUGUGAGCGUCAGCCUUCUGCCUGCCCUGUCUUUGGCUGCUCCAGACCUAGGGCAGAGGAGCAGCUCCCAGCCCCCACCAGCUAUCUGUUCAGCCCCUGCCCCCAUGACCCCCAGCUCCCCACUCCAGAGCUGUACUCCCAGUCUCUCGCCCCGUGGCUUUGUCCCCAGUCCACACCAGGCUCUUGGGACGAGGUCCCAGAAACCUAGCCUGGAGUUAAAGGAGCUAGGGUGGCCCUGCAAGAAUCGGCGGCCUUUUCCCAGGACCGGAACUACCAAGGGAGCCCAGGAGUCCUGCCCUGUCUGGACACCAUACCCCUUUCAGGAACCCCCAAAGAGGCAUCAUGAUGGUUCUGCCUUCCAAUAUCAGUACGAGCCACCCUGCAUGUCCCUCUGUGCUCAGGUCCAAGCUGCCAGGCUUCCUCCCCAGCUCGUGGCCUGGGCCUUGCACUUUCUGAUGGAGCCACAGCCACAGCCAGAGUCUGAGGCAACUCCGAUGUGAGAAGUCACACAGGAUACUGGAGGAUGUGUACACACAGGACAAAUACUGCUCCACACCUUGCUUCCUUUGAGUUUUUUAAUAAAAUAAUCUCAUGCGGCAGGAGAGGAGAGGA